Messenger RNA from Bradysia coprophila, 1949 nucleotides. Its product is annotated as daxx-like protein. The record is from RefSeq and is a predicted model, not a curated record. Gene Ontology annotation, biological process: regulation of DNA-templated transcription. Lineage: Eukaryota; Metazoa; Arthropoda; Insecta; Diptera; Sciaridae. Gene Ontology annotation, cellular component: nucleus; PML body. Gene Ontology annotation, molecular function: histone binding; transcription corepressor activity; nuclear androgen receptor binding.
GGCAGCAUUGAACCAUUUCGUUCAGAUGGUUCAGACCAAUGACAAAACUAAAAAAAAUUAAUUACAACACAAACACACAGUAUCAAAACAUCGAAUAAAAAUUUUUGCCCAAUUUGAGUGUAAAACAUUGUAAUUUAUGCCUCAUUACUGCGUAAUUCGCGUCUACUUGCAUGUUCUAUGAAUAAGUGCAGCCAUUUGCAUUGAAAUAAAUCGCAAUGAAGCCAAUCGUAAUUUCAUUGUUGGAUUCAGACGACGAAGAAGACACCGAGGUAACUAAAUCAUCCGCCCCACCACCGAAAGUAAACAAAACCGUUGAAUUGACGAGGGCCGUUAAACGUCCAGCUGAAAACGACAGUAAUGUCUCCGUAAAACGAAUUAAACCCACACUUGUUUCGUCAAAUAUAUCUAAAGAACCAAAGAAUAAUGAAGACAUUGAUGAGGAUGGCUUCACGGAACACGGCCAUAACAACAAUGUCAAUGCGAAUAAGAAUGAUGAUGAACCAUCGAGCACAACAAUCGAGAAUCCCAUAACCGAGUCUUUCGCUAAACUCAUCAAUGUCUGCCGUCAAGCCGAUUCCAGCCGUGACAUGGAACAAUUAAUCAACAAGAAAUUGCUUCGUUACUAUCAUAUGGUGCAUCCCGACUUUAUCAAUUCGAAAAGUUUCGGUAAAGUGGUCACUGCAACCACUGUGGAUAUUCAAUCGGAUCCGAAAUUUGUAUACGCAAAACUUUCAAAUGUUCUGGAAGAGUUGAAUAUCCGGCGGAAGAGCGGUCAAACAGUGAUUACGAAUGAAGGUGUUGGUAGUACGGGCGAUGCACGGCGCGAUAAUCAAAUAAAACGGCUGAACAAAGCGCUGUAUGUGCUAAAGAAAAAAAUCGCCAAACUCGAGGCGUCCGAAGUGGAUUUGACUGAUGAGUCGAAUUCGCUGUACAUAUUGACCGAAAAGUACAAAAAACGAGCGUGCGAAAUUUAUGAGAAAAUCUGCGACAUAACAGGCGAAAGCAAACAUGCUCAUCGCCAAGUUAAGAAACCGAUCACAUUCAAUGGCACCAAAUAUCCACAGUUUAACAAAACAAUGCAAGCUUUCGUCAAUAAAACGGGCUCAUUUCCGGACUUGUUCGAUGUGCGCCGAAUUCUGGAUCAUUGCAAUGAACAGCACAGCCUGAAAUUGGGACGAGAGGAGAUCAAAGCAAUUUCUCAAGAUGCCUUCAUUCGAAUCGGCAAACUGUUGCAGAAGCGGCGAAAAACGGAUCUAUACGAAACUGUUUCAUUUUUCUCCGAAGGCUCUGCAAAAGAUCCUGCUGGCGAAGAUGCCGACUUGAAGGCGAAAUUGGAUGACAAUCGAAAGCACCAUAACCGAAUAAAUGAACUAAUCAAUAAGUAUGCCGAGUUCCAAGAUAAAGCGUCCGAUAUUUCAAUACCACUAAAUUCGUCCAAUGUUAAUCCCAGCGAAUCAAACAAUAAAGAAAAUCAGGUCGAAAAUAAUGCAGAAGUGAUUGGACUGGAUGAUGACGAUGAUGACAGUGUUGUCGAAGAUGAACUGGACGCUGAAGAAGCCGAACAAACCGGAAUCGAGCCACAAAUUGAUAUCGUCAUAUCGGAUGACGAGGAAUUAAGUUAGUUAAGUAAACUUUUUGUUUUAGGAAUUCUUUUUCCGUUUUUUGAAAACGACAAAUGAAUUUACCGUCUUUCCUUUUUCUGUUUUUGCCGUUUAAGUUCUGUGUUUUGUUUAUCGUCAAUUGAGUGCUACAUUUAUUUUCCAAUCAUUCGCUGGUUUCGAAUGGUUCGACAAUUGGUGAAAAUUAGCACAUUUCUCCACAAUAAUUGAAAACAUUUUUUUCUUCUUCUUUAUUAGUUGCGCUACACGUGUAAUUGUAUUGCGUUUCCCAAAUAAUAUCUGUACAUUUGUUGUAAAUUUUCGAAAUUAAAAUGUACAUAACAACACUGA